Messenger RNA from Nomascus leucogenys (northern white-cheeked gibbon), 1413 nucleotides. It is a transcript of the gene IL27, whose product is annotated as interleukin 27. The record is from RefSeq and is a predicted model, not a curated record. Lineage: Eukaryota; Metazoa; Chordata; Mammalia; Primates; Hylobatidae. Gene Ontology annotation, molecular function: interleukin-27 receptor binding. Gene Ontology annotation, biological process: regulation of T-helper 1 cell differentiation; regulation of T cell proliferation.
AUGGGCCAGACGGCAGGCGACCUUGGCUGGCGGCUCAGCCUGUUGCUGCUUCCCUUGCUGCUGGUUCAAGCUGGUGUCUGGGGAUUCCCAAGGCCCCCAGGGAGGCCCCAGCUGAGCCUGCAGGAGCUGCAGAGGGAGUUCACAGUCAGCCUGCAUCUCGCCAGGAAGCUGCUCUCCGAGGUUCGGGGCCAGGCCCACCGCUUUGCGGAAUCUCACCUGCCGGGAGUGAACCUGUACCUCCUGCCCCUGGGAGAGCAGCUCCCUGAUGUUUCCCUGACCUUCCAGGCCUGGCGCCGCCUCUCUGACCCGGAGCGUCUCUGCUUCAUCUCCACCACGCUUCAGCCCUUCCAUGCCCUGCUGGGAGGGCUGGGGACCCAGGGCCGCUGGACCAACAUGGAGAGGAUGCAGCUGUGGGCCAUGAGGCUGGACCUCCGCGAUCUGCAGCGACACCUCCGCUUCCAGGUGCUGGCUGCAGGAUUCAACCUCCCGAAGGAGGAGGAGGAAGAAGAGGAGGAGGAGGAGGAGAGGAAGGGGCUGCUCCCAGGGGCACUGGGCAGCGCCUCACAGGGGCCGGCCCAGGUGUCCUGGCCCCAGCUCCUCUCCACCUACCGCCUGCUGCACUCCUUGGAGCUCGUCUUAUCUCGGGCCGUGCGGGAGUUGCUGCUGCUGUCCAAGGCCGGGCACUCAGUCUGGCCCUUGGGGUUCCCAACAUUGGGCCCCUAGCCCUGAUCGGUGGCUUCUUAGCCCCCUGCCCCCCACCCUUUAGAACUUUAGGACUGGAGUCUUGGCAUCAGGGCAGCCUCCGCAUCAUCAGCCUUGGACAAGGGAGGGCUCUUCCAGCCCCCUGCCCCAGGCCCUACCCAGUAACUGAAAGCCCCUCUGGUCCUCGCCAGCUAUUUAUUUCUUGGAUAUUUAUUUAUUGUUUAGGGAGAUGAUGGUUUAUUUAUUGUCUUGGGGCCUGCUGGUCCUCCUCGGGCCAAGCCCCCAUGCUGGGUGCCCAAUAAAGCACUCUCAUCCACCCCUGGCCUCCGCUUCUCUUUGGGGAAGGGCUGCCUGACACCCAGAGGGCAGGGCAUCCUGGAACGGGGUCAGCAACCUCCAGCCAUCCUGAACCCCCCUCUGCUCCUACAUUUUUGGGGUCCCUGGCCCACCUUCCCCUACUAUGUCCUGCUCAGCCAGGCAGUUGCCAUCGUAACCAGCGGCAUCCUGAGGCUGAGCUACCGUUUUGGAAGCUCAAGGCAGCUCGUCUUUCAUUCUGAACAGUGCUCCUUCAGCCCUCCUAACUGCCUUCCUUUGGCCUGGAUGCAACUCUAGAGGUUUGUGUUAUCCCCACCCAGUUCUGAGGGUCUUGGUGCAGGGAGUUGGGCUGGGAAGCGGAAGUCAGAGAGGAAGGCCUGUAAGGAGAAUGGUCAC